GUCUCUGUCUUCCCCCUCUGCACACGCUCACAUCCGGUUAGCUGGUGGAGGAAGUCAGGUCAACUGAUGCAGACUGACGCACCAACCGUUGACUAAACUGAGUGUGACCAGCAAACGCAACGCAAAGGGGUGGCAUUUUCCGUAGCCUUCACAUUUGGACUUUUAACGGGCUGUUUUUCGGAGUGUAUUUACCAAGACCCACACAUUUCAGGAAAGGCGAACUGAAGAACUGAACCAGCAGAAGAUGUCUUGCCUAAAGUGUUUGAAGUACACCAUGUGUGUGGCCAACUUCUUAUUCUUUGUGUGUGGAGCAGCGUUGUUUGGCUUUGGCAUCUUCAUGAUGACCCAGAACAAGGUGUCGUCGCUGCUGCCCUCUCUGCCCUUCAUGAGUGUCACCAGCAUCCUCUUCAUCACCGGGAUCAUCAUCACCUGCGUCUCCUUCCUGGGCUUCCUGGGAGCAUACAAGGAGAACCGCUGCCUCCUCAUCACGUUCUUCAUCUUGUUAUUCAUGGUGAUGCUGGUGGAACUGGCCGGUGCCUGCAUCCUCCUUGUCUAUGAAAAAGACAUUGAUACGCGAAUUGAGAAGGACCUCCAUCAAAGCUUGGCAGAAGCUUUAGCAUCAGGAAAUUCCAGCACCACUGCCAGCGACUGGAACUUCAUCCAGAGAACAUUCCAGUGCUGUGGGGUGGCUAAUGUGACAGACUGGAAGAAUGACAUACCCAAAUCCUGUUGCCAGAAGGACCAAUGCAAAGAGUCUAACAAAUACUGGACAGAGGGCUGCUACAAAAAGAUGAAGACCUGGUUUGAAGAAAAUCUGCUUAACACUGGAAUUGGUGUCAUUGUGGUCUGCAGUAUUGAGGUCCUGGGCAUGUGCUUCUCCAUGACGCUCUUCUGCCACAUAAGCCGCUCUGGAUUGGGAUACAAGAUGUGAAGGAAGCCAUGGAUACGAGCCUGAUUUCAGAGUUGAGGCGGAGGGGAGAUGCAAUGUGCCAAGUCACCCCCUCCCCAUUUUAAACAGUGCAACAAUGGUUUUGGAUGCUAAUAGCAAACCGCCCUUUGAAAAGGUUUUGGGAAUUAUCCCUAACUGUCCACCUCAUAAAAUGAUGUCCAUGAUCCAUGACCUAUAGUCAGAAUGUUAUAUGACAGUUCAGCCUGCCAUCUGCAUGACAGUAAAAGGGAUAUGCGCAGAUUUGGAAAUAUUUUGGUAUCUGGGCCAAAUACUGGCCUGAAAUUUUCAGGAAUUGAAACGGUAGCUGUUUUUUUAUCAUCUUGUCUGAACUCUCAUAAUAGACUUCCAUUUUUAAAUGAGUUUAAUUUCUGCAUUUUUGAAUGUUGGUUGGACAAUAUGAUGGGAGGAAAGUUAAAGUGCAGUAAUUUGAUCACUUUGUGAUGGAAGCAUCAAAUUUGGUAUGAACUCACAAAGGAGGCCUGAUAAGAUUUGGAUAUUUUCAAAAUGGCUGCCAAACAUGGAUUUCUCAAUGGGAAAAAGCAGGGCAACAUACCACCAUGACCCCCAGCGUUAAGAUUUGAGCGGACACGAUUCUAAAUCUGGUCAUAUCCCCUCUGUAUGCGCUCAUACUAAUAUGUUGGUGCAUUUUAUGUUUCUGGCUGCUUUUAAUACUAUUAUGAAAUCCAUGUUUGGUAGGCAUUUUGAAAAAUGGAUGCCAUGACCCUUAGGGGCUAGAUCUUGAGCAUGUUCAAUUCUAAAUCUGAUCACACCCUUUUUGUGGGUCUUUGUACCAAAUUUGACGUUCAUCAUGAAACAAUAGCCGUCCCACUAAUUUUGUACAUCUACUGUAUAACCUUACCUAUUCAGCAAGUCCUGUGUGCUACCUGUUUGUUUGUUUGUUUGUUUACUGAGGUCAAUACACCACUGUUUGUGAUGGCCGUUUGGUUAAAGCAUUGUUACAUACAGUAGUGCAUUUGUUUUAUUGUUUCUUUUCUGUAAAUGAUAAAACAAAGUGAUACCAAUUGCCUUUAAUGUUAUGAUUUGCUAUGGUGAGAUAGUUAAAUACACAUCACAGUAAGCUUACUGUAUGGGAAAGACCCUUUGCACAUUAAUAGCUAAUUUGGUGUAUGUAAUGGCAUGUCUGGGGGGUUCUGGCACUCCAAACCAAGUAGCCAAAUGUCCAUAAAUGGCCCAUGAUUAAAAUAGAAACUAGAAGAGAAAUUGUACAUUAGAUUGGGGGCAGUAAUAUUGUGGUAUUACCGGAUGCUUGUUCUGUAGGCCUACAGUCUUUGUGUCUUUCUGCUCUGUGCACCUGUAUAUUUUCCUCAAUGUUGUCACUGUCAACAAAUAAAAAUAUACAAAACACGUUAACAAAUGAAGAUAAUCAUAUGUCGAAUCUAAAACACCAACACCACAAAUGUGAGUGUUAGCAAAGGAUUUGGUUCUCCAGAAGCAUCCGUAUCUGAGUCUUGACGGAGCAGCUCUACUCCUCUUCGCACUAAUGGUGAGAGAUGUGGGAUGGCUUCAGAGGCAGACCACAGGGUGGAUAACCCUAAUGUGAGGGAUCCCAGGAUUACACAGCAUCCUAGAUGGGAAAGGGCAGCCAUAGGUAAGUGGUUAGGGCGUCAGACUUGUAGCCCAAAGGUUGCUGGUUCAGCUCCCGUCCCGCCAGGUUGGUGGGGGGAGUAAUUAACCAGUGCUCUUCCCCAUCCCCCUCCAUGACUGAGGUAUCCUGAGCAUGGUACCGUCCUGCCGCACUGCUCCCUUGGGGCGCCAUUGAGGGGCUGCCCUCUUGCACGGCUGUGACAUGAAUGCAAUUUCGUUGUGAACACUGUUGAGUGCUGUGUCACAAUGACAAUGGGAGUUGGAGUUUCCCAAUGGGGCUUUCACUUUUCACUUUCAGUAUAGUGUGAGGUACAAGAGGGACAUCCUGAGUGUUUAAAAUAUACCGGGGAAGGCAGUGUGAUGACGUGACCACUAGGGUUGUGUGUGUGUGCCAACUCCAAUGAGUCUGGCUCUUCGGGGUAAAAGUCAGAACCCUACUCUGGCACCCCUGAAGGCCCAGGUUUGAGUCUCGCCGUCGUCGGGGCAACUGAGCUCUACUCCCAUAGAGGUAGAAAAUAACACUAGAGUGGACAUGGCAAUUCACGACAGCACUGGGAAGUGGCACAUGGCGCCUCCCAUUGUCUGUAGGUAGUGUAGGCACCUUCAGUCAAUUCAAGUCAAUGGAGAACACGCCCACCUCUGUUAAAAAAUGGACUAAAACUGUGUGAAUAUGAAGUAACCUAUUAAUCAAAGACUAGAUUUGAAAUGUCAGGAUAAAUAUCUACUUAAAUCAUAUGAGUCGAUAAAAUACAUCUAAAAAUCAAAUUAUAUUAAUUCUGCACAUAUUUAGCAACACACUUCAACUAUUGUCCUUGUAGAGUGUGUCGAUGGACAUUUUCAAAUUAUUAAGCCAUUUUUUGACAGAGGUGA
Messenger RNA from Engraulis encrasicolus (European anchovy), 3424 nucleotides. Its product is annotated as leukocyte surface antigen CD53-like. The record is from RefSeq and is a predicted model, not a curated record. The coding region runs from base 245 to 931 and encodes 228 amino acids. Gene Ontology annotation, cellular component: plasma membrane. NCBI's taxonomy places the organism in Eukaryota, Metazoa, Chordata, Actinopteri, Clupeiformes, Engraulidae. The transcript has 8 exons.